AUGCAUCAUGUACCCGACCCUACGGAUGAAGACAUAUAUGUACUUAACAAUUAUAAUCCCCCGAUUGAUAUCCGAAUGCACAACACAUUGCUACCGAAGGAAGCUCAGUACUAUACGACGGAAAUGUUUUGGAACGAGGAUAAUUUAAAAGAAAGUGGCAAGCCAAUGUACCUCCAAUAUCAGUUUUAUUUGAACCGCUACUGGAAUUAUUUAAAAGGCCUCUGCACCCUCUUUAAUACCGGUACAUCCAAUUAGACAAUCAACUUGAUUGAUCAGGCAAGGGUUGCGUUACAGAACGAUGCCACUUUUCUGAUAUCGCUUUUGCGGAGGCUCUACUCAAAUGCGGAUAUAUAUCGGAAUAUGGUAAUAAAACAUUUGCUCAUUAUGGACUCUCAGCUUUCGAUUGGUUUAGUUACAUGCAUGCAAACACUGCAAUUAAUCUUUGGAAGCCGCACCUCAUUGUGUACGUCAAGGCAACGAAUAGUCAAAUCCGAGAGGCCAUCAAGAAGAGGGCUGUUGUAAGCUAUACCCCCUUUUAUUGUUGUCCUGCCCUAGUAACAAGAGUAUGCCGGGUGGGUAUCAAUUUCUCGAUGCACUUAUGUCGAAUGAAUGUCCAUUUUGUCUGAAGCAUGCAUACCGAGGAAUAUCGAAUUUUGGAGAUACUUCGGAAAGCGCGACAGCGGGGCGUACAAUAGUUCACACGAUACUUUCACUUAACUAAAUCCCCUGCCUGCCUCGAAUUCAUUCCAUAUUAUGUUCGUUAUCCUUUUGCGUCCCUCGAAAUCCACUUCUUUACCCUUAAUUUGAACGAGCAAUUUGCGAGUACACCAAAGGCGGACAGUUGCUCUGGAAAAACCUGGAAUAGUCAACGUUUAUUUAAAAGAAUCUAAAAAGGUGAUAGGCACAUGACCCGAACGUAUUUUAUUACUGUUUGUCGGAGAAAUUCACGUCGAAACACUGUGAUGACUCGGCCGGUUGCCCUGAGGAUGGGCCGGGUGUUUGAUUGGCAGAAAAGAUUGCUGUGAAUUGGCGUGCGAGAUCCGUUUACCGUUUGAUUAGUUUAUCGUCGGUUGUUUCUGAAGCCGUUUGCAAGGCUAUCAAGCGACCGUCUCGGACGCAUUGUGAUUGAGAACCCAAUGCCGGCAAGCGUUGCCCUGCCGCCUACACUUUGAGCCCUGAGAUCCUCCACACAUCGAACAGUGACGUACGUCAUUGCGUACGUACCCAUGACAAUUUCGUAAACUUUUGACUCGAAAAGGCCUACUUUGAAGUUUAUGUGUAGGCUGAUCUCGUUCACAAGAAGCAUGUAGAAUAUGCACCUGACGAAGUCAUCGACUGCUCCCCGCCAAGGCACGUGAGGAAGGACGCCGAAUACAAUUAGUAAUGGUAGCCUGCGCGUAACCUACCGGUUGAUUCCGUUCCCGGAAUUCCGUGGCCGAUCGUAAUGGCCGACCUACUAGAGUUAAGGCUACCGCAGCAGUGGUGUCAGGCCCUCAAAGAACCACGGAUUCUAACUCGCGUUGCCCUCCUAGCAAUUGGCGUAUGCCUUCUAAUGUGACAUCCACUUUUGAGCGGUUCGUGCUGUUUAUUGGCGCGUCAACUCCAACGUCCUCUCCAUAUCUGCCAACGGGUCAUUAGCCGGUGGCUCAGAAAGUCUACGGACAACUUCGAUUAUAAUCCUCAGUGGCAGGAUGAUGAUACGGAAACAUCAGACUUGCGGUAUAAAGCUUAUAAGAUUUCGAACUACCAUUUUUUAUAUUUUAACUUGCUUCUUUUUCGUCUAAGAGCUGGGAAAUAAACGCGAAGAACCUGACAGACAACUUCUUCACUGAGUACACAUUAGCUCUGGAAAAUUAUCUUGAACGAAUGUCGCGGUAUUCUCAUAUAUUCGUCGUUGAUCGCACCUCAACCAACAUAUUCGAUGAGAAUGACCUGCUGAUCGUAAGUCGCCUAGUCUUUUGACUGGCUUCCUAUCCUCCUGUUACAACAUACCACGCAUACAAAAUUGGUUAUUGCUUAUAUGCUGGCGAGUUAUCAUAACAACAAAAUUUUGAUUCGUCAAUGUUAGAUAAAAUACUUUUUUGGCACAUUUGACCAUUUGUUUUUAAAAUAUUUAACCAUUUUGGCUUUAUCGGAAACUCAUUCGACCUCGAAAAACUUGGAUUACUUUUGUAGCGUUAUUUCUGUCAGAUGAAAUUAUGUAACUUUCCUUUUUCUAGCUUGCGGAAAAGCUCACUAAUAUUGACUUAGAGGGCGAAAGACUUAUUCGUGACGAUUACAAGUAUCUGGAGUGGAGAAACGGUCUAUUUAACGAGCGGUCGGCCUCUUUAAAUCGUCAAAAGUGAGUUCUGUUUAACCACUGAUUGGCACCUGAAUUGAUUUAUUACUAAUCACUGGGAUUAGAUGAGAAGGCUGAUUGCUAUUUUCACGUUAUCGUUUUGGAGAUACGGCCGCGCAUCGGCAAAAUACUUCUAUUGUUAUUUUCACCCUUUACUGAUCUUCGUUUUUUGUAUAGAUUCUCUUCGGCCACGGUAAAGUUUUCUACUGUCUUCAAGAAGCACCGGUUUCCUUUGGAUAUGAAGGAAGGCAUGUACAGCUUUGAUGCCAAGGAACUCCAGUACUAUGUUUACAAACGGGUAAGUGCACAAUUCAUAACUAUGUGCAUCCCAAAUUCUACCCGCCCUACGUUGGACGCAUCCGGCGAUAAGUUACUAUUCUCUUUUAAGAGUUCCUGCCUGUCUAUUAUCAGGGACUGUCUUACAUUUGUACCCCUUGACUUAACGCGAAGUGCUUAGCCUACACCUGUUUUCUUUACUCUGCCUCCGCGUCUUGGAAAUAAUAUGUCAUCUUACUCUCUAUGUAUCGACUGUGUACUUUGUUUCUAACUCCUCAGAGCGCGAGAAUAGUCGUGAAUAAUAGAGUACUCUGAGACUUCAUGAAAAUCCCGUUUGUACCAUUUUUCAUUUGCAGCACCGGCAGCUAUCUGUGUGAUUAUUCUCGUCAAAGGUGACUCAUACCGGCCAGAGAGAGCCUUCUGGCGCAAAAUGUACCGCACUUUUUUACUCUCGAGAUCCGUCAUUUUUCAUCUAGUACUCCCUUUUUAUCCGAUACCCGAGGAAAAACAACAGGCGAUUUUACUCGGGAAAGAUUCCUUGAAUUAGUUCGGAGUAUUGAUGUACCUAGGCGUAAUCUGCACAGUAGCUUACCGGUUUUCGUCGUAGAAUCUUUACGAGUGUCUAUGUCACGAACUGUACCUCUCCACGCGUAACGAUCCGCGGCAGUAGAUCUGGACAGCUCAACCCAUUCCCUUCGCCAACGACGUAGACCGAGUACCGAAGGUCUAAGAACCACCUCCAUGUCUUGACUAACUGUGUCGAGCCAGGUUUUGAACUGACCUCCUCUUCGACGCCUCUACUAGGGUAGCGGUGUCGGAUCGAGAGCAGUAACACUGAGCUUUUGAGGUGGACGACAAAGAACAUGCCCGAACCACCUCAGUCGUCUUUCUUGGAUGGCCUGAGUUAUCCUUGCGAUGUUGUUGCAGCGAGCGCGGACUGUCUCAUUUGAGACGAAGUCGGUGAACUUCACUCUAAGGAUGGUCCUCAAGCAGUGGUGAUCAGAUACCUCCAUUCUUUGCUCGUCCCUCGCGCGCAAAGCCCAGCAUUUACAACCGUAGAGAAGGACAGACCGGACAGAUGCACUGUACACGCGAAUGUUAGUGGCGAUGAAGAGGUGGCGUCGGAUCCAUAGGCAUUCUCGAAGGCCUGAGAAAACCCAGCGGCAGCAUCAAUUCGGUAGACAAUGACGUCCUUACUCCGUCCAUUAGGCAGCAGCCUCGCCCCGAGGUAUUUAAAACCGCCUACUUCUUUAAGUUGACAACCAUUAAUUUAGAGAAGUGCCUUCUCGUGGUAAGGGAUGCAACUUAAAAACACUUUGGUCUUCCCAGCGUUUAUGGGUAAACCGACCGAUCUAGCGGCCUCGUUCACCCGUGACACCAUAGACUGCAGAUCACCAAAAUUUGAAGCAAGUAAGGCGAUAUCAUUGGCAUAGUCGAGAUCAGUCAGUCGGUGUCCGGGUGCAAAUUCAACACCGUCACCUUCGUGUAGGGCCCUCCCGAGAAUCCAGUCAAUAGCGUAGUUGAACAGUAUGGGCGACAGGAUACAACCUUGUCGAACGCCAGACCGAAUACCGAACGGUUGGGAAAGAUUUUUGCGGACCAGGACUCUCGCAGUAGUGGAGCGAUAUGUAAAUGCGUUUUGCUUGGACUCUUGUGUGGUCCGUCGACGUGGUGUAAUAAAAUCUCACAUUACACUGCUAGUUUGCAGCAGAUGACGUAAAUCGUGAGAUGUGAGUACAUUUACAAAGAAUCUUCAAUCACUUGGAAACCGGUCCAUUUGCAAGGACCAGCGCUCCAAAUCGCGACCUUCGAUUGAAAUGAAAGUGCUAUUAUUUCGGUUGAAAGUAACAAUUUUCUUAAGAAAAGCGGAACCGUCAGAGUCGCGAAAUUUUCUGUCAAAUGCCUAAACCCAUUUUGUAGAAGCCUGGAUAGCAAGAAAGCAAACGCAGCAACGUUUGAAAAGAAAAACUUUUGCCAAUAAUCUGGCUAAAUUGUUUCAAGAAACUAGCGUUAAGGGUAGUGUGGUAGGUACUCAACUGCCGGAUGUUUGAUUGUCUUUUCCAAAAUGGUGUUACGCAAAUUCGAUGUGAAUACAGUAUCUGGCCUAUUUCGGAAAAUUUUAAUCGAAACUCUUAAAUGUAUUUUUGAUUGGGAAGUAUUACUUAGGUGGAGUUAUAACAUUGAUUAUUGUGCAACAUAAUUCCAGGAUGCCGGCUUGACAACGCCGCACUAGACAAUGAAUCUUUUUGUCCGCUUAGAUCAGCUGGAAUAGGGUGUUAAAGUAAAGCAAACGUCUGUCACCGUUUUCAUUUCCGAUUUUCGCUGUGAGCGUUCAUUCUUCAUGUUUGGAUGAGUACAAAUAAGACUAAAACAACCACCUGCAUUAGACAGAAUGUCCCAACACUCGCUACCUCGGUAAAUGCUUUCAAGGUGUAUCUUAUUUUGAAGGCUUUGAUAAACAUAUCACAGAGUCUACAUUUAUGGUAAAUCGAUUGAAAACACUAGAUGCCGUGCAAUAUUCAGCAAUAUUUCAAGGACGAUCUGAAGCUCGAUGUACUCCAGAACAAGAAAAACCUAAAAACUUGACCGAAGUCAACUUCUCUUAAUACACGUUAAAUUCUACGUUUAAGAUUCCACUUGUCAAUUCUACUCAAAUUUACUAGCCACUAACCGACCUGUCACCAUGUGACCUUAUGAAAGCUUCUAUUUGUGUGUCGUGCCUAUCGGCGAACUCAAGUUAAAACCUGCUAGUCUUAGCCAACUGCAUUUCAAGCAGUGCACAAACAUAAAAAAUACAGCCAAUUCUCGUGAGACCGUUUUGAAAUCUAUGCUUGAGCUGUAGGCUAUUGGCUAACCGCCAUACCUGACAUUACACUAAUUAUUAAGAGAUAUUUAAGCAUAAGCUUCCUUAAAGGACUAUUUUCAAGCAUUAUUCUACUUGUGCCGUUUUAUUUACUUAAUUUAUUGCGCGGACAGGCUUUCUGUGCACCUAGAACUUAAGGUUAUUCAGUUGCAGCGAUUUUUGAUGUUUUCCGAAUUUACGCUUUUCUAACGACAAUUAUUAUUUCUAAACGGCGUAAUACUGUUUUUAACACUUUCUUUAUUCUUCCAGUUCGUUUAAAGUUGUUCACUAUAAAUUUGGAAUUUUGGUUCAUUCGUUUGUGCCGGUUUGCGAGUAAUUAUCGAUGUUUCGUAAAUUUCUACAAAUUACCAAAUUUACCGCAUAUUGUCCGACCGCAUCACAGUCCCUCCUACUCAGUAUUUCCUAAUUAAAAGCACAUGCCAGAAUUCGGGAUAAAGUUUAGUGAGGUAGAUUAGAUACUGUAAGAAAUUGCCUGAAAGUAAACGUUGGUUGGCGCCGAAAAUUGUAAUCGUUUUCAUGGAUAAAAUGACUUGGCUACAUUCUGCUCGAACAAAGGGUUUUUUCCGAAACGCUUAAUAAGUAAACUGCUCAACGUUAUAUGUGCUCUGUACGAGCCAUGUAUAUUUCGGUCAUGCUUCACAAUUUGCGUAACUUUUGUGUGUAUAACUUGGCAUUAUAUGAACAAACUUGAAUAAACAGCGUGAUGGGAAAUAAGCAGCCAAACUAAAAACUUCAAUGCAAUUUACGCAAAUCAUGUAGAAUUGCGCUACUCAUUAAGCUGUGGACUGGCUUACUUGCGCAUGUUCCAUUUAGAAUUUCAAAUCAUUUAGCACGAACGUCCCCUUUAAAUGCAAUUGGGAUUAUCUAGUUUUAUUUUUUAGUUUGUUUCCGUGGAAGUGUGUUGUAUCUUUGCAAGUUUUGUGGUUUGGUGCUUAUUUUCGCAUUUUCUUCAUUUUCGUUUCCUUUAAAAAGGCUUACGUCUGCCCACCACAAUACCGCUUUCGAUGCCUUUUAAUUACAAGUAAAUUAGUUAAUAUUUAGGAGGGAGUGGGUCUUAUUUCUGCCGGGUUUUAUGUAGCCUGUGGAAGAACUGUUCUCUUCCGCAAACCUCGUGUAAUGCAUACUUGCAAGGGAAAUCGCUGUUGCCUCGUCACAUCGACCAGUGUUUCUUGUCCUGGGGUUGCAGACAAGGACCUAUCGUUCUCCAACUAAAAGCUUCGUCAGAAAUAACUUGUGUUUUCAGGAACUGAGCACUAAAACUGUACACAGCCACUCGUAUGCGUACCGCGGAUGACGAAUCUUAUCAAGCAUCAACCGCAAUUUUAACAACUGAUCUCCGUGGUAAGGGGUUACUUACAUAAAGUUGUAAUGCCGAUAAUCAUGCAGCCUGUCCCCGAUAUACUGCAGUCACGUCAAGAUGCCGGCUUUUGAGUUCACGUCUCUCCAGCCAUCCCCUAGAACCACACUCGCAAAAAUGACGACUUAGAUAUUAGGAGUUUCGUCCUUUAUUAAGCCCUUGAUUAAGCCUUCGACAUGGUCUAUAUCCGUUGCAAAAUUUUAUCAGUGCUAGAUGGCUUUUUCUUCAUAGUAAUGAGGAAUGUAUGGCUGUCCUUAAGUAAAAAAUUUGCAGCUUGCAGUUUGAAAAUUCUAAAGAUAGUUAAACUUUAAAACUAUUCGGGAAUUGUAAGACCUUUAAACAACAAGAUACACUUCCUCGGAGUACGAAGUUUGAAAACCUCGCUUAUUACAAAAUUAGUGUAAUAAGUAUUUUUGUACAUGAUUUUCGGAAGAUAUGUUUCAGUUUAUAAGCGCAUCGAAAAUGCCAAAAGUGUCUGCUAUACAAGUAGUCCCUCCUUAACGGAUGUGAUUUCUGCAGGCGGCUAGAAAAACGCAUUUAAAAGUCAGUAUUCUGGCAUGACUGUAAUAUCCUCAGAUAAUCAAUAUUGCAACCCUAUCUAAGUAAUCCAUUCCAACCAAAAUCAGUUUUCGGGAUUCCAUUUGAUGUUUCAAGAAAUGCGUCAGCUACUGUCGUCCUCAAAAGCAUUGGAACGUCUUUCCAAUAAAAAAUACUAGUUACAUUAAUGUUACCGCUUUGUUUCGCUCGAGGGAACAAGGGUUCUGUAUACCUGUGGUCGUUUUAUAAAUUUCACUUUCAAACUAAUAACCUGUACAGUUGAUUACUGCUCGGGGGAUACAGUAAAACGUCCUGUCUCAAUUGAUUCAACAGUGAAAUAACGAAUUGAUCUGCUUUGCGCAAUUUAUUACUUGGACGACUACACUUGUCCCCACUAUCAGCCCCUGAAAACUUUUUGGCAAAUUUAGCAUUCUUGUCGGGUGAAGACUUCCUUCUGUCCUGAAACGUCUUGGCCUAGGUCGGCGGAAUUAUCAAAAGUGUAGUCUUUGCUUUCAAAGAGUUUGAAGUAGUCAUCCGUGCCAAAAUAUUCUGGGUGGAGACUGGAACUUUUUAGCUGUGUGUGCAAGUGCGCCCCUGCCGUUUGCAUUGCCAUCGAAAAGCAACUGUCACACCAUCUGAUUGUGAAAAUAGUUUUCCUUGCUACUUAAAUUUAUUAAAUAGCUUGGGCAAGUUGUUUAUUAAUUUGUAUGUGGGUUAUCGGCGUGGAUUAGCGUUUGGAGUUUGGGUAAGUUACCGGUUUAUUGGAAGUACGGGUUGUCGGAAAGAGUUAACAUUGGGCUGCAGUACCGUCAGCCUUAACCACUGACCUACGUAAUCUACUUACCACCACUAAACAGCAAACAUUGUGCUCCAUGUGGUUUUACUGGUACGUACUUUGGUUGCGCGCCCACCGUCAGCGGAAGUGACGGUUGCUCGUUGCGGACGUAGCCACUGCGACAUUCUCACUGGCUCCCUACAUAAAGGCCGCUCUGUUCUGUUAGCGCUUUAUCCACUGAAAGAAUCAUCGGUGAUUGCUUAACACUUUUACUGUCCAGGAGUUCUGGGACUGCAUUUUGGUCGCCUUUGUUAUUCCCACCUGCCUAGCCCCCAUUUUACCGAUGGCCUAACGGUCAAUCUGGGCUGUUAUUGCGACAAGUGGAUCUGAUCAAAGCAAGUGUUGUCAUAUUUCAUGUGACCUUUUGUACGACGAGGCGCGUUAAGGACAGUGGUUUCGGCCAAGCAAGGUCUGCGUCGUCGUUAGACUGCGCAUCCCUGGUUGAAAUUAACUAAUUUAUGUAAGCAUAUUGCCGAAUUUCGAUGUAAGUGUGAUGUCUGUGCGUCCCCGGAUGCUUGACCUCCUGCCUACCUUAACAGCUGAGUUUUUGUUUAUCGGGAUUCUAACUGUGGGAUUAUUUCGUUUAUUUUUCUUGCUAACUCCAUCAGCUGCCCCCCAUUGCAUGGGAAGACAUUUCUGCAAGGUGUUAUCUGAAAGAGUCGGCUAAAUAUACGUCGAAAUUUAUAUACUAGCUUAUUCUAGGGGCCAGCAGCAUUUCCUCCCAUCAGCAACAGGGUUCUGAGAUUUUGGUUUUUUUCUCUGACCGACUGUUAGCAACAAGCCAGUUAGAGGCUGUCCUUUUACUUCCCCCGCCACUCAGUACAUUCUAUCAGUACUCGCUAAGUCGAUAACUUUAACUGCCAGUGAUACUUCUCCUAAUUUUGCGCCAAUUUCUCUGUUAUCCUGUUUUUAAAGGAUCCUCGAUUGAAGUACGCACCCGGAUAUGAUCCUUCGCACGACAGCCUCACACGGAUUAUGUUUGAUCCGUGGGUGCAGAAGCGAAAUUUGGCUUACGAUUGGCCCAAGUACUUCCUCACCGCCUACUAG
Spirometra erinaceieuropaei is the source of this 9253-nucleotide messenger RNA. NCBI's taxonomy places the organism in Eukaryota, Metazoa, Platyhelminthes, Cestoda, Diphyllobothriidea, Diphyllobothriidae. The record is from the annotation of a GenBank genome assembly.